Saccostrea cuccullata (small rock oyster) is the source of this 3679-nucleotide messenger RNA. RefSeq lists its product as uncharacterized. The record is from RefSeq and is a predicted model, not a curated record. NCBI's taxonomy places the organism in Eukaryota, Metazoa, Mollusca, Bivalvia, Ostreida, Ostreidae. The coding region runs from base 321 to 2849 and encodes 842 amino acids. Gene Ontology annotation, molecular function: protein binding. The transcript has 8 exons.
AGACUGGCCAGGAAAUGCUUUUAAUGAAGCAAUUUUUCUUACUCAGACUGUUAAUGCAGCACUAAGACAAAUGACUGUAAUCCAUAUAGAAGAAAUAGACGAUAUAUGCUGUAUUAUGGAUUAACAAUGAAGUGUUAUGACUUUUUUCAGCAAAUAAGUUUUUAACUCAUUAUACAAGAGGAAUAUAACGCUUUACGUAAGUGUGACAGUGUUGGAAAUUAAACAGUCGACUUCGUCAAGGCGCCAUAGGAUUGUGUAAUAUGAUACCAAAGCAGAAUAGUGGUAUCCUAGCCACCUAAUCCAAGACAGCAGUGUUGACGAUGAACCACUUUCUGAAUUUAUUCACACUGUUUUCCUCCCUUCAUGGACCAGCGUCUCCCCCCGGCCAGAGUGUUCCAGGAGUACGACAUGUCAAUCCGGUGCCCAUGGCUCCAUCGUUUCCUCUUGGUAUACCUUUUAGUGACAUUGAAAAUAUUUUAGACAGAGGAAGAGGCAGUCUUUCGAUUCCACAAUCCAUCCAGAACAAUUUCUUUGAACAACCUCUUCCAUUUCAUCUAUUUUCCAAUCCUCAGCCUCCGCCUGUUACUCCAGUCCCUGUAACAGAAAUCAUUAACAUUUUAAACAGAAUGAGAGCAGGAGGGGAUCGUUCUCGACAUAAAUCCGAAACCUCGAAAACUCACCCAGAACAUCGCAGUCCACAUCACAAUGUUAACUCUCAUCAAAGUUCCCAUCCGCCAAGCACUCACUCAGAGCAUACCAAAUUCCCAAGUCAUCACAAGGGAGAAAGUGAUUUUCAUCCUGAUCUACGAUCAUCGAACAUUCGAAGAGAAAAGGAUCAUCUUAGGAAACCUGAUAUUGUGCAUAGUCAUCACCAUUCUGGAAAUCCUCGACAAAUUCCUAAAGAAGAAAAUUUAGAAAGAGAACCUUUUGUUGACACAAAUAAACAAGCACGGAUUUUUCUCAAAAAUCAAAUACAAUCCAGCACUGAUCAUGGUAGUACGGCUCUAAUAGAACGGUUUAAGGAUCCUAUAGGAUUUCGUGCUCUAUUAGAAGACUUUGAGAAACAGCCUUUAAUUCCCGAAGUGAUUCAGAGUUUUCGUGGAAACUUUAUAAACAUCUCAGGAAAAGUUGAUACCAGUGUUGAUUUUAAAGCAGCCGAAAUUGAUGAUGUUACUAAUUUGAACAAUGCUUCAGUGGAGUGUGACGAACUGUGUCCUUCACCUCUCCAUUGCCCCUUUGGUUUUCUACAGGGUGUCUGUCCAAGAUGUGAAUGUGCCCCGGACCCUUGUGCAGACAACCCAUGCUCCUUAAACGAAAAAUGUAUUCGUGUACCCUCCGAAGAAUGUACCGACCAAAACAUUACCAAAUGUCCACAAUUAAAUAUCUGUGAAGCUCCAAAGGAAUGUGAUGAACCCUGUUCUAAUUCUGUCCAUUGUCCAUUUGGUUUCUUACAAGGCUCUUGUCCUAGAUGCGAUUGUGCACCGGACCCUUGCGCAAACAAUCCAUGUAACUCAACAGAACAGUGCAUUAGUGUACCCAACAAAGAUUGCCCCGACAAAAACAACACCACAUGUCCCCAGUUUUAUGCCUGCAAAGACCGUGGGUGUGAUUGUCCAACUGACUGGAAACCAGUUUGUGGUACAGAUGCUGAUAUGUUUACAAGAACAUACAUUAAUAACUGCACAUUACAUUGUCACUCGGGAGUAAUAAAAGUAUACGAUGGUGAAUGCUGGCCUUCAAGCAUUCCAAGGUUUUACUUCAACCCGAAUAAUGUAGACGAUGAUUAUAAGACAAACAGAACCCUAAUUGCUGAUAUAUCAGAUCCUGAUAAUGUUGUGUUUGAAAUUUUGAAUGAGACGGAUGUAAUAAGACCCAAGUCAUUAAAUGAUUCUGAAGAAAUAGACGACGAUGACAACGACACGACGAUUUUAUCACAACCAACAUCAACGGGAGAAUCCACAACAAACGAUACUGUAAUGAUAAAUACAACAACAGUCCCGAUAGUAAGUUCAUCUGAAGUUUAUACAACAAUGCCAACAUCAGAGGAUAUUACAAGUGAAACACAAAUGAAUACAACGACUAAACAACCUACUAUAGACGAUAUGGUAACCACAACAAAGCAUGAUAAUGUAAUGACUACACCGACUCAUCGGAAUGUUGAAACUAUCCUUAGUUUGCCAAGUAUACGUCAAUUAGAGUUAAAAGAAACCAAUCCACUUCAUACAAUGUUGGAAAUUCCUACUUCAAAUACCUCAAAGGCAAGGGAAAUCAACAAAUAUAAAGGCAAAGUUGAUUUUCAAGAGAAUAACAUACCAAGAAUUCCAAUUCAAUUACUACACCAUGCACUGUUUUCACGUUUCAUGCAAAAGCCAGAAAAAAUGACCUUAGGAAAACUAAUCAAAGAUGAGGAGCAACUUAUUUUGGGUACAGAGGGAGCUUUGAAACCGAAAACAACUUUACAGACUUAUUCUAAUUCUGCACAAAAGCCACAGAAAUUAGAGAAAAGUAGACCACAUGCUAAAAAGACUAAUAAACAGUAUUCAAACAAGGGAAAAGGCAAUCCAACCACCCUUAAUCCGUUUGAAAGGUUUAAAAAGAAAUACUCGAUGAGAUCUCAUACAAAACUAACAGGAAAAACAGAAAAACUUGAUAAAGGUAGUUCACACAAGGAAACUAAGGCUAGUCAUAUUUCUAGAAAGACGAAGACUGUUUCACGAUCUAAUGACAAAGUGAAAAAGACAUCAGUUGAUCCUGUCGAGGAUCUCAUGUUUGAAUCUGAUGAUGACUUCACAGGACAAGAUCUACCCAAGUUAUAUGAUAUCCUGAAUGAAUAUCGUUUUGGUAAAUGACACGUUCAGAAUGUUUUUGUUACAUGUAUAAUACCUUCUCUAAAGGUGUGAUUGCUCAAAAAGGAGUAUAGACGCCUAUCUUUAUAUUUUAUGUUUUUAAAGAAGAAAGAAUGCCCUGAAUAUACCUCUGUAUCCGAUGUUGUGAACUUUUUAUUGAGGGAAUACAUCGUAAAUAAGUCUUCGAAAGUUAGAAGUGAUGAAAAUAGAUGACACAUACAAGUGUGAAUCUAUUGAUUUUGUUGGGGAAAAAAAACCUCUACUGUCCUUUCUAGGAAAGUACAGAUUCAUCAAAUCGUCAUCUCAAGGAGCUAGUUACCAAAGCCUCACAAAUUGUUACUCAUCGUGUUUAUUUAUGUUUGUUGUAUGUAUUUGUAAAAACCGAGCAUAAUAUAACUGUACUGGUUUAUAUGUGCAUUCACGAAACAUUCAACCAUUUACAGAAACCAUUUUACAUUUUUCAUUUCUUUCAUAUUUCACUUUUCAUGCAAAAGAAAGUGAUUGAUCAUAGCUUCUUCCUGACUUAAAUAACAUGAAUCUCUGUAAUGGCAAAAUAUUUUUUACGUUUGUUGUUUGCUUGAUUUACUUACUUUAUGAACGUAUCAGUAACAUUUGUUUCACUUAUUCAAUUGAUAGUUUUGCUUUUUCUAUUCUGUUAUGACUAGAUCUGUUUCGUAGAAACUAGACCUAUUGAGCAGAUAACCAACACAUUAUCUUACCUUAUAUAACUUUACAUUUUUUUCAGCUAGGAAUUUAAGCAUUUAUAUAACGCACAUAUCUUUCUAUUUGAUAUAAAUGAAUACAAAUAUUAAUGACAUCUAUGGGGAUUUGAC